AACUUCUUCUUCUCCAGAAACAUUCAUCAUCACCCACCAAAUCGUAAAACCUUAAUCUUCGAAUCUCACAAAGCUCAAACUCUUGGAUUCUUACUAAUCCCAACCGCAGAGCUACGGUCGCAGAACAUCUUUUACAAUCCGGGAUCUCAUUCACUUCUUUCAAUGGAGAAAGGGUUGGAAGAUAAAGAAGAAUUUGAUGAGGCUGAGAUUGAGUAUACGAGUUAUGCUGGUGAGCAUCAUCUGCCAUUGAUUAUGUCUCUUGUUGACCAAGAACUUAGUGAACCUUACUCUAUCUUUACUUACCGGUACUUCGUCUACCUCUGGCCGCAGCUAUGCUUCCUGGCCUUUCACAAAGGUAAAUGCAUAGGAACCGUAGUCUGUAAGAUGGGAGAUCAUCGACAGACUUUCAGAGGGUACAUCGCUAUGUUAGUUGUGAUUAAACCAUAUCGUGGCCGAGGCAUAGCCUCGGAGCUUGUCACGAGAUCAAUAAAAGCGAUGAUGGAAUCAGGCUGUGAAGAGGUAACUCUGGAGGCAGAAGUGAGUAACAAAGGAGCAUUGGCACUAUAUGGGCGUCUUGGGUUCAUAAGAGCCAAACGGCUAUACCACUAUUACUUAAAUGGAAUGGAUGCUUUUCGCCUGAAGCUCUUGUUCCCUAAGCCUCGUCUACCUCAAAUACCUCAAAUACCUUCUCAAGUUCAUACCCCGGUUGUGUUCCCUACGCCUCGUGUACCUUAAAUACCUUCUCAAGAUUAAACCCAACAAGAGCAGGAGAAAUUUACUGGAUGACCCAGUCACUUCCUAAUCAUCUGAGGUCAAGAGAAUCUCAUGCACCAGCACCAUUGUCUAAUGCCAUCUUUGAGGCCAUGAGCAGAGGUGUGUUUCUUCUAUGUAUUCCAAAUUCUGAACAUGAUAAGACAAUGUUCUAUUUCGUAUUAAGAAAUAUUAAAGGUGGGUACAAUAUUAGUCCCAAUUUUAUGAAAUAUUUUCAACUGGAUUAAGGUAUUAGUCAAACCGGUUGAGUAAGCGAUUAGUGUGACA
Capsella rubella is the source of this 1038-nucleotide messenger RNA. Its product is annotated as N-alpha-acetyltransferase MAK3. The record is from RefSeq and is a predicted model, not a curated record. Lineage: Eukaryota; Viridiplantae; Streptophyta; Magnoliopsida; Brassicales; Brassicaceae. The coding region runs from base 163 to 735 and encodes 190 amino acids. Gene Ontology annotation, molecular function: protein-N-terminal amino-acid acetyltransferase activity. The transcript is spliced from 6 exons. Gene Ontology annotation, cellular component: NatC complex. Gene Ontology annotation, biological process: N-terminal peptidyl-methionine acetylation.